Messenger RNA from Camelina sativa (false flax), 1758 nucleotides. Its product is annotated as cyclic dof factor 3. Gene Ontology annotation, biological process: regulation of DNA-templated transcription. Lineage: Eukaryota; Viridiplantae; Streptophyta; Magnoliopsida; Brassicales; Brassicaceae. The record is from RefSeq and is a predicted model, not a curated record. Gene Ontology annotation, molecular function: DNA binding; DNA-binding transcription factor activity.
CUUUUGUACGGAUUCUCCCCUUAAUCCCUAAUUUUCAUAUCUAUUCACACUCCUCCCAAACUAAAUCUUCCCCAACAACAACAAAAAAAAAGAUUGACUAGUGACUACACGAAGCUUUCUCGCGCCUUUGCUUUUUGGUUGAGAAAAAAAAAAAAAAAUGAUGAUGGAGAGUAGAGAUCCAGCUAUUAAGCUCUUCGGUACAAAAAUCCCUUUUCCGGCGGUUGUUCAGUUGCCGGUGACUGUGGAUGAGGAGGAGGAAGAAGAUGAUUGGAGCGGCGGUGAUGGUGGAGAGGAUAAGUCAGUAUAUAAUAAGGUAACUCCAGAGUUAUCAGAUAAUAAGAAGAACAAGAACUGUAACGACAGAAGUCUAAACAGUUCGAAUGAAUCCAAACCCGAAACAGGGGACAAAGAGGAGGAGACUUCAACGGAUCAGAUAGAGAACAGCGACUCGCCUGAGGAGCAGACCACCGCUGACGGUAAAACCCUGAAGAAACCUACCAAGAUUCUCCCCUGUCCGAGAUGCAAAAGCAUGGAGACCAAAUUCUGUUAUUACAACAACUACAACAUAAACCAGCCUCGUCAUUUCUGCAAGGCCUGUCAGAGAUACUGGACAGCUGGUGGGACUAUGAGGAAUGUUCCCGUGGGUGCAGGUCGUCGUAAGAACAAAAGCUCCUCGUCGUCUCAUUACCGUCACAUCACUAUCACCGAGGCUCUUGAAGCUACGAGGCUUGAUCCGGGCUUGCAGGCAAACACAAGGGUCUUGAGUUUUGGUUUAGAUGCUCGUCAACAACAUGCUGCUCCUAUGACGCCCGUGAUGAAGCUACAAGGAAACCAGAAGGUAUUAAACGGAGCUCAAAACGGGUUUCAUGGUGUACCGGAUCAGCGGCUCGUGGCUCGUCGGGUAGAGAAUGGAGAUGAUUGCUCAAGUGGCUCUUCUGUGACCACCUCUAACAAUCACUCAGUGGAUGAAUCAAGAGCACAAAGCUGCAGAGUUGUUGAGCCACAAAUGAACAACAACAACAAUAAUAGUAUGAAUGGUUAUGCUUGCAUCCCAGGUGUACCAUGGCCUUACACGUGGAACCCAGCGAUGCCUCCACCAGGUUUUUACCCGCCUCCAGGGUAUCCAAUGCCGUUUUACCCUUACUGGACCAUCCCAAUGCUUUCACCGCAUCAAACCUCAUCCCCUAUGAGCCAAAAGGGUUCAAAUACAAACUCUCCUACUCUCGGAAAGCAUCCGAGAGAUGAAGAAUCCGCAAGAUUGGACAACGAAACAGAGCGAAAACAGAGGAACGGAUGCGUUCUGGUCCCGAAAACGUUGAGAAUAGACGAUCCUAACGAAGCAGCAAAGAGCUCGAUAUGGACAACAUUGGGAAUCAAGAACGAGAGGAUGAGCAAAGGCGGUGGUAUGUUCGAAGGGUUUGAUCAUAAGGCUAAGAUGAAUAAAAACAACGACAACAAAGUUGAGAACUCCCCUGUUCGUUCUGCUAACCCUGCUGCUCUGUCAAGAUCACAUAAUUUCCAUGAACGGAACUAGAGUUUAUACAUGUAUGUAUGUAUGUAUAUAUGUAUGAUUGAUUGUAAUGUAUAGAUAUUGGGGAGUUUUUGAGAAUCAAACUCUUUUCUUCUUCCUCGUGACCUUAUUGUUCCUUCAGAUGUUCUUGUACAACAAUGUACACUAUUUAUUUGCUUUCUAUCUUUCAUUUGUCAAAAGUGUAAGAAAGAUAACAGUAAUGGCAAAAAAAGUUGGUGUUGGCCGUU